Bufo gargarizans (Asiatic toad) is the source of this 5492-nucleotide messenger RNA. RefSeq names its product N-acetyltransferase 8 like (gene ASPNAT). The record is from RefSeq and is a predicted model, not a curated record. Gene Ontology annotation, molecular function: L-aspartate N-acetyltransferase activity. NCBI's taxonomy places the organism in Eukaryota, Metazoa, Chordata, Amphibia, Anura, Bufonidae. Gene Ontology annotation, cellular component: mitochondrial membrane.
CACAGCAUCCCCAGAGCCCGGGCAGCAUCUCCUCCAUCCUGCACCCCCUCACUCUCUCUUUGCACCCCUUCACCUCUGGCCAUUUGCAUGCAUUACAUUCCUCCAAAAAUGGUUUGUGAGACAGGAAUCCUGGCAGAUGAUCACAGUGCCAUAGCAGGACCCCAGAAAGAUCCUCUGAUCGUCUCCUCAUCUCAGAUGUGGCCCCCACUGCCAGUGCAGCCAGCACCUCCCCACUGGUGCCCCCUACUUCCACCACCACCACCAGCUCUGGGGGGAGCUGCUGAAGAGGGCACGAAGGAGCAGCAGCUUUAUAUUCGUGAAUUUCAACCCUCAGAUCAGGAGACUGCAAGGAGAAUAUUUUAUGAAGGCAUUAAAGAAAGGAUUCCCAGCUCAGCAUUUCGAGGGUUAAAAUACCAGCCACUGCUCCAGUGCAUCUAUGCCCUGCUCACAUUAAUAUGCUUUGUUGUGACCAACUCCUUGGUGCUGGCGUGCUGUAUGCCCAUCAUUCUAUUGGGCAUGAGAUACUACUACAGUAGGAAAAUUAUCCUCCACCAUCUCGAGUGUGCUCUACGCACGGACAUGUCUGAUAUUGAACAAUAUUACAUGAAACAGCCGGGAUCCUGCUUCUGGGUGGCCGUCCUAGAAGGAAAAGUGGUUGGAAUAGUGGCAGCUAGAGGCAACGAAGAAGACAAUGUCGUUGAGUUACGUCGGAUGUCGGUAGAUUCCAACUACCGUGGGAAGGGUAUUGCCAAAGCCUUGGGCCGUAGGGUCUUGGAGUUUGCCAUGUUAAACCACUACUCUUCCAUUGUGCUCGGAACCACAGCUGUGAAAAUAGCAGCUCACAAGCUGUACGAGUCCUUAGGGUUCAAGCAUGUGGGUGUUGUGGAGCAUCACACAGUUCCGGGGAUGACACAUUCGUUACUGGAAAGAAUGUUCUUUCAGCUUCGCUACCACCGCUACUGUCUACAGCUACGUGAAGAAUAAAGGAACUCUGCCCGGCCCCCUCUCCCCUUCCUGCAUUCAUUUUCUAUUAAGCCAGUCCUGCAUUGACCGCAAACAUUUUUUUUUAUUUGUUUAAUAUCACCGAUUCUCGUUCUCGAAUGUACAACAGGCUCUCCCCCUUGCAUGCCGUGAGACGGAAGCUGAGCCAUUGUCUUCCUCACUUACGCAGCAAGGUCAGGUCGCCUAUCGGUUAGGUAGAACUUACUUAAGGGGGUUGUGUCUGUAUAAGCACAGGAACUGGAGCGGAGGCCUGGUGGAAAUAUUGUACUAUUUUUUACAAUUUGUCAAAUUUGUGAUUUACCUUUCAGGUAUAGGGAUGUGAAAUCAACUUGAAUGCAAUGCAUUACACCAGUAGAGGGCGCUAUCGAUGGAUCUAUCAGUUAACCUAUUUUCUGGACAAUGUGAAUACUGAUGCUUGGUACAUACAAUGCAUGAAAAGGAAGCGUCUGCACGCACACGCACACACACACAGCACUGCCAACGAGGCACCGAAGUUGCACCUUCUUAGGAUGUGCCCAAUAAUUCUGCCAAACCGGAAUGGAUUUAAGCGCAUCCAGAUUUUGUGACCUUUCGUAGAUGUCAUACACCUUAAAGCCAGCAGACAGCCGGUUCCAUCCAAACUGAGCCCGUUUGUAUAGCAUUCUGUAUAUAAUUAACUCUUAUAUAUCUCUUGUUUAGUUAUGAUAGGACUUGGGGGUCAAGCGUCUAUAUGGGAAUUGAAGGGUCCCCAUGGUCCCCUCGUUCUCUGGCUCAUGGAAGACGUCGUUGAAGCACAAGUGAAGCUAUCAUUACCUUGGCGACGUAUUUGCACAUUCUUUGCAUACCCUUGAGACGUGUGAGGAUUAAUUCCUCGAAGGAAGGAAUGUAUAGACACCAAUCAACUCCUUCUCCAUAUCCUGUAUAUAGACCCUCUCCUGUAAAUGUCCACCCUGUAAGAAUUCUGACUUGUCCGAUGCAAAUAGCAAUGCAAAGCAGAUUUGGCAUGCGUCUGUACUUGGUACGUCUGUACAGUGCCCGCCAAAAACGUAGAGUCCAAGUCAGCAGCUUCUUCGGUCUUGAAGUGUAUUUAUAAAAUGGAUGGGAAAUGUAGAUUUGCAUGUAGUAUGCAUAGGGGGAGUCAAGGGGGUAGAUUCUAAUAAAAAAAAAAAAAGAAAGAAAAAAAGCAAAAAAAAAUAAAUCUAUAUUUAAGAUUAAUUUGAUACGUUCGUAGAAAAGAUUAAAUUUUAGUACCUUUUUUUUUUUUUUUUUUAAAUGCAUUCUUAGACCUCAAGUCCAGUCUGCAAAUCGUGGAUCUGCAAAAUACGGAUGCGGUCCGUGUAACCCUUUGAAGUCAACAGGUCUAAACUGAGUCAAUGGAUCUGCAAAAAGCAUGCGGAUGCAACACGGACGGUAUCCGUAUUUUGCGGAUCUGCAGACUGCAAAAUACUUCGGGCCGUGUGCAUGAGGCUUUAGCUGAUAGAAUGCUAAUCGUAUGUUGUUUCCUACAUCAGGUAAAUGAAGGACACGUGGCGGCAGAUAAGGAAGGGGGCGGUAGACACUCAGAAGACGUUCAUAAAAUUGAGGCAUCAAUUGCUAUUGAGAAUUCCCUAUACGUAGUUCAGGGUUUAAGGAAGGAGGGGUUGGUGUCUGCUGGGGCAUGUGAUAGUGGUAGGUGCCAACAAGCCACCGAGGGUAUUUAGAUGCAGGGCUAGGGCGUCUUUAAUAUUGCUCCCAUGCACUGAAUGUAUAGAUUCACAUGGGUUGUCUCAAGAUUCAACCCCUGUCCUUGUGCCUUCUAAAGGCUUAUGGAUGACAUAGGGGUACCCUGCUCGGGACGCCAGCUCAGCUACCAUCAAGUGAAUGGGAGCUGAGCUGCGUGUUCUGUAUUGUCCGUUUUUCACGCAGCCCUUGCCCUAUAGAUGGGACCUGCGUGAAAGACACAAUGCCUCUGGAUGCAAUGCGUUUUUAGUGACGAUUGCUAGGUGAUGUUGAGUGUUAUUCUUGAGUUUUUCUUCACGGAUUCAAUCCUGACGGAAAAAACUGAAACACUGAACGCAAUUGCAGACAAAACUCAUUCAUCUUGAUUGCAAAACUUUCAGUUUUUUCCCAAACAGACCCUGACAUAUUCCGUGUCGCUUAUGGGUGUACUCAGUAGCGGUGUGAAGUACCCAAUCUCCCACUGUCUGCACCCUACUGUUUACACCAGUAGUUAUAGAUACGGCACCACUCUUGUCCAUAGGCUGUGUCAGGUACUGCAGCUCAGACUUAUUUAAUUAAAGAAAACGUCAUUUUUUGGAGGGGGAUAUCCUACUUUUCUAGGGAAGGUUGUGUUUAAAUGAUACACAUAAAAAAGAAUUAAGAAAACCGAUGUGAUAUAUACUGAUUAUUAAUAUGUGCAUCUUAAUGAUCUCAUACCACAUGGCCUAUUUAUGAGCAUUUUCACAUGAAAUAAUCACACAGGGAUGUAAUCUAAGUCCCAGUGCGCGUGAUGGCCCUCGUAGUGCUGUGCACCAUUCUGAACCAUAUUCUUGAAGAAAAAUUUACUGGUAAAUUUAAAAAAAAAUUCCGCAUGCCACCAUAUUAUUUUAUAUGGUGGUACACCUGGCGCCAUUUAAGCUCCGUGUGAUUUCGAUCCCUAAUGGGCUCAUGUGCAUGAGGGAUGGCUUUCAAAAAUUAUCAAAAAAUCAUUCUUCACAAUUGGGUCCACAUUCUGGUCUGUGAUGCCAUCUAACCAACUGCUCCUUUUAUCUUUAGUGUGAAAGCCCCCUUCGGGAGCCAUAACUGGCACUCGCAGUCGCAUAAUGUCUUGAGGCGCCAAUAUUAUAUCUUAUAUAGGCUCAUACACAUCACUAUAUAAGAAUGGUCUGCAACCCAUGGCUCUCAGGCUGCUGCAAAAGUACCAGCCUCAGCAUUCUAGGACCAUCCAGCAUUCUGAGACUUGUAGUCCAUAGGUUGUACCAUUAUACUAUUGCUCAGCAUGCAUUUUCUGAUGAUACACUAGAAUAGAAGUUUAGUUAUAGGACUCUUCCUUUUUUAAAUCCCUGUAUAUACACAGUUUCUAUGAAUCACACGUGUACAGAAUAAGUGAAGUAUUGUAUGAGUUUUGCAAGCCACACAACUUCUGCUGGUUCACAUUCUUCUAGUCCAGUGUGUACCUAUGUAUAAUAAUAUAUAUAUAUACACAAAAUAUGCAUUGAGUGAGCGCCCAGGUGCCUGUUCUCGUGUUCUUACAUUCACUUGAUACUCAAGUGGUGAGGCCAGCAGUAGAUCACUGUAUUACAUUAAAGGGGUUAUUCCAUGAAUAAUGUUAAAAAAAAAAAAAAACAUACAUAAUCUAGUCUUUCUAACAAAGCUAGAACCAGGCCUGUACCUCUCAUGGAUCCCCAUUCAUUGCUCUGCUAGAUUUAUACCAAGCUGGCAGCUCAGGGGAUGUGUCCUUGCUGCUACACCUGGUGGCAGUUGAAGUAUGCAACUGAGCAUGUGCGUCUGUCUCAGCGAGCAGGACAGAGGAAUUAGAAAAAGAGCAAACAGCAGAUGGCGCCGUACAGAUAGAUUUCAUUGAAUAUCUCAGUAGCUAUAAUACAUUUUUAAUUGCAAGCAACUACAGAUCCAGAUGCUGGUUUGAAAACUGUAGAAUAUUUUUGUGGGACAACCCCUUUAAGGGAAUAAUCUUGCAUGCUGAAAUGUGCCAGCGGGUGCAGUAAUAUUUACUAACUCUGUAUAUAUGUCUGCCUAUUAUUGUAUAUGCUAUUGCAGAUGAUGUACAUUCUCACCUGAUGACAAUAUAACAAUGUACAGGGGGUCCUGUAAUGUUAGGGAUUUUGUACAGUGUAUAGAAAUUGGGGAAAGUAUUUUCUUGUCGCCUUUUAGCCACAGACGAGUAUAAAUAGACAGGUGGGGAAUUGUAAGCCCGGGGAAAUCAGCUUGUGCCUUUCUGCUUUUUUUCCUCUCCUCGUACUGGCGGCACUGCCAGCGUGUGUUGUUACUGGUAACAUAUCGUCUACCAUAAGCACCUACAUCUGUCCCGAAUUUCUGCUCAUUUUCUACGGGGGAUAUGUGGGCUGUUUGUAGAAUAUUGAUAUGUUUCGUUCUGAUGCAGUUCUACAAUGUGUCUAGAUUGUUAGAAGGAUAAAAAACAUGUUGUAAUGUCGAUGUCAAACCAAUGUUGUAUUAAAGGGGAACUUACUGAAGAUCUAUUUUAAAGCCCCUUUAACCAAAAUCUUUUGCCUGUGUCCCCAUGACAAAACUUACUUUUGUGUACUCUGGCAGUUCAGUGAUAUCAGAGGGACGCGGGGCCUUGUAACAAGCAGUCAGGUCCUCUCUUUUGUUUCCUAUGUUCUAUCUGAUGGUUUGUGAUCAGUCUCCCUAUGGCUGGAAGGUUCUCUUUCAAAGCAACUGGACUUGUUUGAAGACAUUUCUCUAGUCAUGUGGCCUGCUUUUUCAGUUACAAUAUCUUGUACAAAGAAUCUCCAGCAUUAAAUACCGGUGACUCAUACUUCAGUCAGCAUAAU